AAGCGUCAGACUCCUUUCUCCACUUUCUCAUCUUGAGACGGCUCCAUUUCGUCUCAAUUUCCAUUCACCACAACCACACACACACCAAGCAGAACCACUUUUCGCAUUUUCCCCACUUCUCAAUAUUCCUCUUCAAUAACGAAUAAAAAUUCUACGCCAUGUCGAAAACCAUCAUUUUGUCUUUCGUAGCUUUCACACUGGAAUUCCUUCUCCAGGAGUGCAGUUCUAGAGCGAUUUACAAUCCUGGGACGGUGUCUGAGACGGAGGUGACACAUUUUGAAUUUAUUCAACGACUUGGAAAUCCGUGUGGAAUUGUGAGACUGGAACAAGCAUCUCCAAAUUCUGAAUAUCACUCAAGUUAUUACGUCGAUGACUCCUCGAAUAAUACUCUUUUUUACCAAUCAAUGGUCCAACUCGUGGAUGCAGGGCUGGAGAAAAUGAGACUGCUUCAAAACCCUGAACAGAGUCUGCCCCAAUGUGCUGGGAUUAAUUUGGAUACUUUGCCAACAACCCCCACCUUCACAUCUCUAAAUGACGAUCAACUCUUCCGGGACAUUUACAAUAGCGGAAUCUUUCUCGCGGCCCACCUUCACAUUAUGGGAAUGGAUCGGCAACUCACGGUUGUGGGCGUUAAUGAGGUCUCGGAUGACAACAUUGAUGAGACGGAUGGGCUCCCUUCCUGGCGAUACCUACGAUGUGGAAAUGAGUCGGGAGCAUUCAUGCUGAGGUUGGCUGAGAUGACUUUGCAAAUGGAAAACAUUCUGUGUACCGUGGUCAACUCGGCGACAGUGGCGCAAAGGGCAACAUUCCGCGAAUCUUUCAACAAGUUGGUGUCGACGACCUUUUUCCGCUACCACUCGUCCUGCUCCACCCUCCAGACCAGAGAUUGCCUCGUCAUGAAGGAGACCAGAGACACACUCAACGCCAUGUCUGCAAAGUUCAACUCAAUGACGAAAAACUCAAAUAGCUCAAACGAAUCCAAUGACAUCUAAGGCAGCCAGACUCAAUCUCAACAAUUUGCUUCGCGUUUAAUAAUAAUUGCAAAUUUAGACAAUAUUAUUACCAAAAAAUCAUUAUGGGUUUCCGCUUUGCUUCAACAUACUCACUGGAGAAGAAGACUGUCUAACUUUAUACUCUAGUCAUUCAUCGUACCGAUAGUUAAUUCUAGCUUCAAUUGUAAGGACUGCCAAUCUACUUACUAUCAUAAUUAUGAUCCAAACAUAAAAUUGUGCACCCACAAAUUAUCAUCAUUUAUUACAUAGGGAAACUUUUUUAAAUAAUUUUGGUUUUUAUUAAUGAUAUUAAAUACUAAUUAAGAGAUUUUAAUUUAUUGACAAUUUGACAUGCUCCAAUACCGUGUUAAAGACUUAUUUUUUAAAUGACAUUUACUGUAACAUGUUAUGUGCGUGUGAUUGCUUAUUUAGGCUUGAAAAAAGAAUUAUCACUUAUGUAUGAAGUUAUGGACAUCGUAUAAAGUAGCAUUUAUAUUUAUAAGCUUGAAAAUAAUUGCUAUUUACGAAAUAAAUAAAGAAAUAAUU
Messenger RNA from Folsomia candida, 1538 nucleotides. RefSeq lists its product as uncharacterized. Bases 159 to 992 code for a protein of 277 amino acids. Lineage: Eukaryota; Metazoa; Arthropoda; Collembola; Entomobryomorpha; Isotomidae. The record is from RefSeq and is a predicted model, not a curated record. The transcript has 6 exons.